AUGGACGCGACGUGGAUCGGGGUCGUGGACGUGGCCUUUGGCGCCGAGGAGGGCGGGGCGGAGGGCGGGGCGGAGGGCGGGAGGGAGAACGGGGGCGACGCGGGCAACGGGAAGAGGCGAAGGAGGAGGAGACUGGAGGUCAAGGCGUGCAUCAAGGAGGCCGCCAGCUUUGCCGUGGACCCGGCUGUGCAGGAGAGGGUGGAGGUGCACUGGCGGGUGUUGGAGGAACUAGAACGCGCUGUUCUUUGCCCGGUCCCCGCCCAGACUCCGCUCUCUUCCAAGGGGGUCAGGAAGAUGCAAACCUCGGUGGGCACCAUGCUCCUCACCGCGGCCCGCCAGGCGUUGCAGGUCGACUGUGUCUUCGUGAACGGUGGCAACAUCAGGGCGAGCGUGGCUUACCCUCUCUCACAAAAAGUCUUCACCUACAAGGACCUGAAGGCAGAAAUCCCUUUCCCUUGCGAAAUGGUCACCGUUCGCCUACCCGGAUCUGUCCUCUCCUCCCUUCUCCAGUAUUCUCGCCAAUUUGCCCUCCUGGAUCCCCCCGUCGAGAAAGGGGGCUUCUUGCAGGUGGACGAAGGCGUCCGCGUAGACGCUUCCACGCACGCGAUCACCCACGUUCAAGGCCGGCCUUUGGAAGCUUCUAGAAUGUAUUCCCUGGCCACUACCUGGGGGGUGGUCUCUGGCAUCGAUGAUUUGCGCCCCAUUCUCGAUUACCGAGAAGCACACCCGGAGGCGGUUUUCCCUACCUCGGCCGAGGCCGGGCGGGGCUUGAAAGAGGUGUUGGUCGCGCACCACAGCCGCAUGCUCUGGUGGGACCUGGCGAAGCACGUCGGGUUCCGCGCCAUGGACACGGACGGUGACGGGGUCCUGUCCCAGAAGGAGGUGGCGGCUGCGACACAGGCCUGCUAUGGGGAGGCCCUCUCGCGCCUGGUGGUAGCCAAUUUGAUGGCCACCGCGGACUUCGAUGGGGACGGAGUCAUAUCGGUGAAGGAGUUCAUCCGCAUCUGCCUCUCCCAGGAGGCCGCGUUCCAAGACGGCGACACGGACAACGACGAGCGCCUGAGCUUCGAGGAAGUCUGGUCGUUGUUGAAGGCGCACUAUGACGGUAACAGCAAUGGGAGCCACACUCCCAUCCGAGCGGCAGGGGAGGGGAAGGGUUUGACAGAGGCAGACGUCCGAGAGAUGUAUGAUGAGAUUGACUCGGAUAAAAGGGGUGGGAUCAGUUGGGCAGAGUUUCGAGAGCACAUGGCGCGACAAAGGGAGCCCACCGCCCUGGUGAUUUGA
Molecule: messenger RNA, 1284 nt
Organism: Nannochloropsis gaditana CCMP526
Exons: 9
Coding region: 1-1284 (427 amino acids)
Biological process (GO): nucleotide catabolic process
Molecular function (GO): hydrolase activity; calcium ion binding
Source: RefSeq, a predicted model, not a curated record